AUGGACAGCAAUCAUGGUGGACGUAAUUUAGAUACUUCUCCCCCAGCUCUCUUGACCCUUCUAGAGCUUCUUCGGCACUGCCCUCAUGUCCUACGCGAUACCGAAGUCCUGGUCGACGGGGGCAUACGUCGGGGAACCGAUAUCUUGAAGGCGAUCUGUCUAGGUGCUAAGGCGGUGCUUAUUGGUCGACCGGUCAUGUACGCCUUGAAUUACGGAGAAGAAGGAGUAGAACAUCUGAUUGAAAGUAUCGCUUCCAUCUUUGCUCGUCGUCAAAACUUCACCAAACGCGAGAACUGA
This is a messenger RNA of Penicillium diatomitis, 297 nucleotides long. Its product is annotated as cytochrome B2. The transcript is spliced from 2 exons. The record is from RefSeq and is a predicted model, not a curated record. Gene Ontology annotation, molecular function: oxidoreductase activity. Lineage: Eukaryota; Fungi; Ascomycota; Eurotiomycetes; Eurotiales; Aspergillaceae. Bases 1 to 297 code for a protein of 98 amino acids.